This is a messenger RNA of Anthonomus grandis grandis, 9427 nucleotides long. RefSeq lists its product as uncharacterized. The coding region runs from base 676 to 7230 and encodes 2184 amino acids. The transcript has 3 exons. The record is from RefSeq and is a predicted model, not a curated record. Lineage: Eukaryota; Metazoa; Arthropoda; Insecta; Coleoptera; Curculionidae. Gene Ontology annotation, molecular function: DNA helicase activity; cysteine-type deubiquitinase activity. Gene Ontology annotation, biological process: DNA repair; protein deubiquitination; telomere maintenance.
UUGUUAUAUUAUUUGUGAAGAAAAAAUGUAAAUAGGAAUCAAAACAUCUUAUUUAUAUGAUUUCAAUCAUAAAUAUAUAGUGAUUCGAUUUUGUGUAUCGUGUAUGAGUGCUAAUUGCUACCGAUAACAUUUCUGUUUCCAAGGAUAGAAGAAAAGGCAUAAAAUAUUGUUUAUUGUACAAGUUAGAAGAAGAGAAAAACUUAUCAAUUUAAGUUAUUAAUACUGUGCAGCAGGAACAUUUGUUAAACAAAUUGAUUGCCAAUCUGUGUUAUAGUGUUGAGUUUUUAUUUGUUUUGUUUUCUAGGUUAUAGUGCAGGCUUUGUUAUACUGUUUGUUGCAAAAAGUGAAAUUGCUAUAUUCCGUAUCUAUAAUUUUUUAUCUAAGAAAUCUACUGUUAUUUUUUUAGUGCACUUAAUUGCCAAGUAUUUCUCAAAAAGUUUUUAUCUAACCUAUUGGUCUAUUGAUUAUAAAACUAUAAAUUAACAAACCAAAGGUGUUGAUAGGAAGUGGUAUUUAGUGGUUACUGUUUUCAAGUUAAGUUAGUGUCCUUUAGAAUAAAAUUUGCUGCACAGUAUAUCAGGAUAUUUGGACAUUGUGAAAGAUUAAGGCGAUUGGUAUCCUGCAUUUUUACCUCAAACUUACCUAUCGAGAUAUCUUCUAGAAAAAAACUGCAAGAUGCCUAGAAUGAAGAAACAGUCAGCCAAGACUAAAAGCCUUUUAAAGAAAGCCAAAAAGGCAGAAAAUAUAUCUAAUCAGAGCAAGGAGAUUCAUAUUGAUGACUUGAAGAAUAAUGCAUCUGAACAAAUACAAAUACAAACUGGAGAGAUAUGUAUAGGUAAAAAUACCACUAAAAGGAAACAAACUGCUACUCAAGCUAAUGAUUUAAAACCUGAAAAGAAACGUAAAUUGACCAAUGAUUUAUCAAAGAGAAAACAGGAUAAGGUUGUUUGUUCUAUUAAUGAUAUUAUUCAAGAGACAGAUAUUCCAAAACAUCAAGAAAUAGAAACAAACAAAAAGGAAAUUGAGAAAGUUAAUUUAGAACAAGAAAACGAAAAAAAUAAAGAUGUUGAAGUAGUUUCCGAGCAUAACUCCAUCAUACCUAUAUCAUUACAUGAGCCUACACCUUUUGAAUUGGCUGUACGAGAGGGACCAACGGUUGUAUGUAGUUGCUGCUUAAGAUUGUGGUUUCCAUCUAUAUGUAAAACAAUAAACAUCCAGCGAUUGGAAGAUAAGUUUGGCUCCGAUUUUAUUCAUAAAAUUGUAAAUAAUGGUUACAAUUUUUGUGGCUCUUGCCUAACUAAUCUUUACAAAGGAAAACUACCCAAAUUCUGGUGUGGCAAUUAUAAAAUGGUUCAUGCUGUACCAGAAGAGUUAAAAGGAUUAUCAAUUUUGGAAGAAAGAAUGGUAUCGCCAAGAAUACCUUUUAUGCAAAUCAGGGAAGUUGGAUAUGCCAGGCAAUGCUACAUAACAGGACAAAUUGUUAAUGUACCAGUAAAUAUAAAUACAUCCACUACAUUACUUCCUCGGAAUUUAAAUGAUAGCCAAACCAUACAGAUCCAGUUAAAACGUAAAUUGGAUUAUAAAAAUGCUUAUCUAUUUGAAACUGUGAGGCCAAAAAUAAUCUUGAAGGCAGCUGAAUAUUUGUGCAAGCAACCUCUUUACCAGCAAGAGGGUAUAGAACUUUCUGUUUCAAAGGAUUGGGAACAAAGCAUUGAAGAUUUUAUAAAAACUUCAGGUGGUCUUUGUGAAAUAAAUAAAAUGUCAUCUGAGUUAUUGAAUAAAGAUGUCGAAAAAAUGAAAGUUAAUGAAGGAGAUACAUCACUCACAAAUAUCUUUGAUCCAGUUAGCAUAAUAAAUAAUUCAAAUGAUAAGCAAAAUAUUUAUGACUUAACUGAAUUUUUAGAAGUUGAUGAGCCAGUGAAUCCUGGUGGUCAAGAAACUCUUCUAGAUAAAUGUAAUUCAGAAAAUAUCUGUUUUGCACCAGGAGAAGGAAAAACGCCACUGCAUUUAAUGAUGGACAAAUACAGUGAUGAAUUGUCAUUUCCAUCACUAUUUUGUGGAUACGCUAAAGAAUGUUUUGUUAACUUUAGUUACUCGGACGAAGUUAAAAUAUUACUGCAACACAUGGACCGAAGAUUUGCAAGAACUGAUUUUCUACUAUACGCAUUUAAAAAAUGCCAAUUAAUACAACUAACAAAAGCGGUUUACACAGCCCUAAGAAAAAAGAAGAAUGAGAAAGGGACAUAUACAGCUGGACAAGUUAGGCAAACAAACUUUGUUGAGCACCUGAUUCAAAAUGACCAAGGAUUCCAUUUUCUUAGUAAGGUCAGAAGUUCACCUGCAUAUUGGCAACGAGAAAAAACAAAAUUGCUGUGUAUGAUUCGUCAGUUUGGAAUUCCAACUUUGUUUUUUACUAUAUCUGCGGCAGAAACGGCAUGGCCUGAAUUGAUCGUCAUAUUAGCAAAGAUAGUAGAUAAUAAAGAACUUACCCUUGAGGAAGCAAGUAAUCUACCCUAUAUCGAGAAGACUCGUUUAAUUAGAAAAGAUCCCGUAACAUGUGCUAGGUACUUCGAUAAUCGGUUUAAAUUGUUGUUUAAACAUAUGAAGAGUGCCAAUGGACCUUUUAAAAAGAACCCAAUAGAACAUCACUAUUAUCGGGUAGAAUUUCAGCAUCGUGGGUCCCCACAUGUGCAUGGAUUAUUGUGGUUGUCUAAUGCUCCCAAAUUAGGUGUGACGCCAGAGAGCUUCAAGGAGUGUGCCGAUUUCGCAAAUAGGUAUAUUACCUGCCAGAGUGACUUAGAAAGCGUACGCGACAUUAUUCAGUUUAAUACACACCACCAUUCCAAGUCAUGUCAAAAAGAUGUUAAGGGAUACAAAGUUUGUAGGUAUCAUAUCCCAUAUCUCCCAAUGGAUGAGUCUGUUAUACUCAUGCCAAUUAAUAUUGACAGAGUAAAGGAACCAGAACUACGUAAAGCCAUGUCUGAAAAGUAUUUUACGAUAAUGACGAAACUUAAAGCCAAACCAGAUUUAUCAUUUAAAGAAUUUUUGGAUGAUCUUGGUACCUCUAAAGAAGAAUAUGUAAAUAUUAUUCAACACAAUAUAUUCAAACCAACAUUGUUUUUAAAGAGGCAGCCAAAAGACGGAUUUAUUAAUAAUUAUAAUGAGGAAAUCUUUUCCAUGAUGAAAAGUAACAUGGAUAUACAAUUAGUCUACGAGCCAUAUGGUUGCUGCUCUUAUAUUGUAGGCUACAUCAAUAAAUCGUCACGAGGAGUAUCUGACCUAUUAAUGAAGACAAUGGAGGAAAUUAAAAAAGGCAACUUGGAUAUUAAAAGCAAACUCAAGACUCUUGCAGCAGCUUUUUUAAAUGCCAGUGAGGUAAGUGCUCAAGAAGCAGCAUACUCAGUGUUGCAAUUGCACAUGCAUGACACUAGUACCUCUUACAUAUACAUUCCUACAAGCCCAAUUAAAGAAAGGACAAAAAUGCUAAAGAGCUUAGAAGAACUAAAUCAGAUGGAUAGUGAUGAUAUUAACAUAUACCAAAAGGGGCUAAUAGAACAUUAUGAAGCAAGACCCGACGAAAUGGAAAAUAUUUGCUUAGCAGAAUUCGCAGCCUACUACGAAUUUUUUAAAAAAGAGGCAAGAACGAAAAUCAAUAGUUUACCCCUAAAAGACGGUAGUGGCGUCUUAGUAAGAAGAAACUGCGCUAAAAUUAUUUCCUAUCGUCAAUACGGACUUCAAGAAGACCCCAAAAACUACUACAGGGAGCAGAUCAUGUUGUAUCUUCCAUGGAGAAAUGAAGUGGAUGAAAUAGAACAGGAAAAUAUAGAUCAACAAACCAUAUAUGAAGAUCGAUUUGAAGAACUUUCUAUAAAUCGUAAAAAAUUCAAUGUAUUAGAUGAGAAGAUAAUUGAUGACGCCCUCAAACUUGCUGAAGAGAAAUCAGAUGCAUUAGUUCAUAACGGAUUCGAUGGAGAAAUCGAUAGUGAGUUUGGUGUAUAUGGUUUAGACAAGCCUAUAUAUGAUCCAUUUAGUUGUGUUGGUCAAGAUGAUGAUUCUCCAGUAAAACAUGUAGUAUUUCCAACACCUUAUCAAAUAAGUGACUUAGAAUAUUAUUCGCUUAUAGGUAAGCUAAACCAUAAGCAAUACCAUUUUUUAAAUAUUGUGCAAGAUAGUAUAAUAGAGGGAAAAACUUUCUACUGUAUACUUAGUGGAUCCGCUGGUACAGGAAAAAGUCAUCUAAUCACAGCAAUUACUCAGUCGCUGUUGCGACAUUACAACUCGAUUCCAGGAAACAAUCCUACCAGUCUUAAAGUUUUGCUUUGCGCUCCGACAGGCAAAGCCGCAUUUAAUAUUGGAGGCAUCACCCUACACUCGGCAUUAUCUCUUCCUAUAUCUCAAUAUGGUGAAGAAUUAGUUCCUUUGAGCCACGAACUAGUUAAUACGAUUUAUUGUAAUUUACGUGAUUUGAAGUUAAUUAUAAUCGAUGAAUAUUCCAUGGUAGGCGCCAGAAUGUUUGACCAUAUUAAUAGUAGAUUACAGCAAAUAUUUAAAUCUGAUGCUGUCUUUGGUAAUAUCCCUAUUAUUAUGUGUGGAGACAUUCGCCAACUUCCACCAGUGAGGGACGUAUUUAUAUUUUUGCCAGUGAAAUCAAAUCCGUACAAGGAGCUAUGUGGCACAUAUUUGUGGGACCAUUUUAAAUAUUUCGAAUUGACUGAGAUAAUGAGACAAAGUGAAGAUAAAGCUUUUGCCGUAGCCCUAAACAAUAUGGCUCUUGGCAAAAUGACUAAUAAGGAUAUAGAGCUUAUAAAAUCAAGAGAAGUUCAUACAGAUCUAAUUCCUGAAAAUGCAAUGCACCUAUUUGCCACUAAUAAGGAAGUAGAUGCAUUUAAUGAAAAAAAACUGUCCACAUAUAAAACAGAAAGGGCAAUAAGUGAGGCUCGAGAUAUCAUAAAGGGAAGUUGCUCUGAUCGCUUAAAACACUUAUUUAUGGAAUAUGCUAAAGGGUUAAAAAAAGAAGAAAGUUUUGGCUUAAUGUUAACAUUAAUUCUACAAGUAGAUGCCAAAUACAUGAUAUCUAUGAAUAUAGAUACUAGUGACGGCAUAGUUAAUGGUGCAACUGGUAUUCUACGCCAAAUAGAUUUUAAUCAAAACCAGAUUCCAUAUCGAGUUUGGAUUGAAUUUUUCGAUGACAAAUCUGGCAAAGAAUGCAGAAACAAAGCACAAUCCCUUAUGAAAUCUAAACAUAUUCCAUCCACUUGGACGCCAAUAGAAAAAGCCGCAAGAGCUAUUAAGAUUAAAAAAGGCAGCAACGUACAUGUUGAACGACUUCAAUUUCCUCUGUUAAUCAGCGAGGGAAUUACUAUUCAUAAAAGUCAAGGCGCAACCUAUGAGCAAGUUGCUGUCCAUACUGGCAGUGGGCUGACCAGAAGCAGUACCUACGUUGCUUGUAGUCGGGCCACUAAGCUUAGCGGCCUCUAUAUUGUUGGAAACUUCAAGGCUCCAAAACCGCCAAACGAAGAUAAUGCAGCUUUUAAGGAAUUAGUAAUUAUGCAAACAAAUAAACUUAUGACAUCAAAGUAUGACACUCAAUUUAUUAAGGAUUCAAAUGUUAAAUGCAUAAUUGCUUACCAUAAUGUGCAGAGUUUCUCAAAAAAUAUUAGUCUUAUCAGUAAUAAUCCAAUUUUUAAAGACGCACAUAUAUUAAUUUUUGUUGAAACAUGGUUGCAUAAGAACAAACAAAAUUUAAAAUUAAAUAACUUUGAAGUUUUUGCCAAUUUAAUUAAUGAUCAAAGUGUCAGUAAACCUUUCGGAAUUAUUUGUUACAAGAAACUAGAUAUACCAGUGGAAAUAAAAUUAGUGAAAAAAUAUGUAAAAAACUUCUCUGGUAUACUUUUUCAAGCCAUUUCAUUUUUAUUGAAUGAUAUAAAUGUUAUAGCAGUUUAUAUUCCACCAAAACUGACUGUUAUAGAAGCAAAAAUUUGUUUAAACGAAAUUCUUAUUGGGCAACAAGGGGACAUUUUAAUCAUUGGAGAUUUUAAUAAGGAUAUUAUUAAUAACUGUGAUAAUGGUCUAAAACAUUGCUUAAUAUCAAAAGGCCUUACUUCAAAACUUGACAUUGGUGAGUCUACUACUAAAUCAAAAACCCAAAUUGAUUGGCUAUUCAGUAAUUUUAAUAAUUUAAGUCACAAUAUUUAUAACACGGUAUAUAGUCACCAUAAAUCAAUAGUGGUUAGUCUUUAUGACAAUGGUUUUAUUCCAAAGCGUCAGUUAGAUAAAGCGAACAACGAUGAUCUAACAAAAUCUCUUAUCAAAAGUCGAUUUAGAACUAGUCACACUUUAACUCAAAAUGUUUUAUCUGAUUCCAUCUAUCAAAAUGAAAGUGUAAAUAAUGACAUCGUAAUAGAUCUUAGUUCGGAUGAGGAUAAUAUUCCUUAUGUAAUAAAUAAACCACCCGGAUUAGUAAACGAUGAUAAGGUGUCCUGUUAUGCAAAUAGUGUUAUUCAAUCAUUUUUAUGUUUGCCCGAAUUUCGCGCUUCUAUUUCAAAGAAGAAUACAGCAUUAAAUAAUAUUUUAAAUGAUAUUUUGCUGAAAAAAAUUAAUUGCACUGCAACAGUUCGUCGAUUAGUAACUGGACCACAUAGUGACGAUUUUACUGAAAAUCAACAAAAGGAUGCCCAAUCAUUUUGCCAGGCUUUGAUUCAAAAAUUAGACGUAGAUGAUUUUGGGAUUUUUAUAAAAGCUACCACCUAUGAACUCCUAAAUUGUCAAGGUUGUGAUAUUAAUACAAAUGGGGGCGAACAACUAAUAUACACACAUUUUCUUUAUUUUCCGGAAAACUGUGAUGAUGUGAUUGAUUUUAAUUCGAUGUUAAUGUUAAAAGACUCUGAUAGGCUUUGCCCUAAUUGUAAUAAUUGUAAUCUAAGAACACGCGCAGUAGUUGUUUGCAUCAAAUAUUUAGUGGUGUGUCUUCAGAGAAUUAGUCCUCAAGGUAGUAAGAUAAACACCAAAUUUUUCAAUUUUGCCCCUGAAAGUAUACAUCUGGAUAAUCAAAUAUUUAAAGUAAGGAGUGUUAUUAGACAUCAUGGAAAUACCAUAGAAUCAGGCCAUUAUACUUGUUUAGUAAAUUAUGAUGAUCAAUGGUGGAAAUGCGAUGACAAUCGUAUAACAAGAAUAUCUAGCUUCGAUAACACUUUAGAAGAUGUAUAUUUAUUAGUCUUGGAAAAAUGUUAAAUUUCGAAACUAGAUAUCAUCCUACAUGAAAACCGAUACUACUAGCCUAUACAGGCGACCACACAAGAUGAGGACAAUUUUUUCAAAUCCACGCCACGCCAAUAUGCACAAAAUCAAUACAGAGAUUUUGACAGCAUAUUUUAGAAGGAUGGACGAAUUUGAGGAUAUUAAUGUGUUUUUCAGAUCCACGCCACGCCAAUAUGCACAAAAUCGAUACAGAGAUUUUGACAGCAUAUUUUAGAAGGAUGGACGAAUUUGAGGAUUAAUAUGUUUUUCAGAUCCACGCCACGCCAAUAUGCACAAAAUCGAUACAGAGAUUUUGACAGCAUAUUUAAGAAGGAUGGACGAAUUUAAGGAUAAAUGUCUUUUUUUAAAUCCACGCCAAUAUGCACAAAAUCAACACAGAGGUUUUGAUGCUUAUUUUAAAAGGCUGAACGAAUUUAAGGAUUGAUGUCUUUUUCAAAUCCACGCCACGCCAAUAUGCACAAAAUCGAGACAGAGAUUUUGACAGCAUAUUUUAGAAGGAUGGACGAAUUUAAGGAUAAAGAAUAUUUUUCAAAUCUCGUUUAAUUUAUGAGAACCCUCAGUAAACAUCUUUAUUUUCUUCUUUGUAUGGGCCAUUAUAUUUAUAUGGUCAUAUUCUAAUACAUUUUAAACUAACAUAAAACACAUAUUCUAUUUUUUACAUAAAAAUAAAAUAAACAAAUAUCAAGAAUGCUAGAUCUUAGUAGGAUUCACAUAAAUUUCUAUUUAUGGUUUGAUUUUUUCUCUGCCAUAAUAUAGCAGUAUAUUAUUUUACUGGCAAUAUAAUGACUUUUUUUAUUUUUUUUUUAUAUUAAAAAUAAGUUUUUCUUUUUUUUUUAAAUAACAUCCCGAAAUCGUAUUUCUAAUUUAAAAAGAAAACUGUAACGACUCGGGAUGUUAAGCUUUUUGGUUAGGAUAAUGUCUUCCUUCACCUUAUGUACCAGUAAGAACCAAAUGCUAUGCAUUUGGUCGAUACUGGAACUUCUUCGACAUGAGAAUCUUCGGAUAGUAUUUUAAAUCGAUUUUAAAUUUCUGUUUUGAUCUUCACCAACACAUUUGACUCUAGGUUGAAAAAAUCAUUAAAAUUUUCAUCAUCAUUCAAGUUCAAUCUAUAAUAAGCUAACGUGAAGUGGUAAAUCAUUUUCUAAAUCAAAUGUAAAAGCCGCUUUGUGGAGGCAAUUUUGAACAGCUUCUUUUUUACGUAAUCUUAAUGGGCUUUGACAAAGUAAAUUGCAGUGGAGUCACUUUUCUAAUAUUCUCAAAAGGUGUCCCAGCAGUUUUAAUGUUUAAAAUUUCUCAGAAAGAAAUAUGUAAAAAAAAAUUUGACACCGCACGAAGAAAUCCACCUAAACGUCAAAAAAUCCAAUUUUUCAUUUUCAAUUCAUUCUUAUAGAUCUUGAGCUGAUUUUUAACGACAUUUUGCAUUCGGAAAUUUUGUAAUACUUUAAAUAACGAAAUUGUUGAAUUUCAAAGUUUGGUAUUUCCCACUGUUCUUCAACAUGCGCACGGACUACGGAGCGAUCUUCUUUCCCCGUUCCACUUACGUCUCCUGUACAAACGAUUCCAUCCCGUAUGCUCGUUGAGAAACGAGGCGACCAUUUCACGGCUGUCCUGUGAAGCUUUUCUAUGUAUGCUUAGGUGGAUUUCUUCGUGCCGCGUCACAAUUAUUAUGUCUACUUCUACAUUUCAGACCUAAAAGUAUUUCAAAAGGUAACAUUUAUUUGUUACUUUCUGAAAUAUCAAACAUUUUUCGGAUAUGUAUCACCCAGUAAGGACGAAACUAUAUGUUGGCAGUAUAUCCAUAUGGCAGCAGUAUAGCCUGGCUUCAGUAUCCACAUUAAGAAUUCAAAUUAUGCCUCAGCUAGGAAGGAUGACUUGCCAGGACUUACAUCUCCCAAUUAUCCAGUUUAUUGAACUUAUACUAUAAUGCAUAUAAUACAAGGAAUAUAAACAGAAAGCAAGUAAUUGUAUUUUAACUGUAUUUCCUUGAAACUGUAUGACCUAUGAAGAUUGGUAAGAGUAUAUUUUUAACUAUUCACUAUAAUAUUAUUUAAAAAUCCUUCUUAUAUUUAUGUCAAGUUAAUUUUAAAUCUGGUUUUUGUGGUUUAUCUAGUACAACUGUUUACGUCAAAUGCUGCAGACAUAUUAUGCAUUUUAGCACACUUAGAUUAGA